Messenger RNA from Camelina sativa (false flax), 973 nucleotides. The record is from RefSeq and is a predicted model, not a curated record. NCBI's taxonomy places the organism in Eukaryota, Viridiplantae, Streptophyta, Magnoliopsida, Brassicales, Brassicaceae.
AUUCGACGCAACACUAAUCUCUCUCUCUCUCUGCGAGUAUUCUAUUCCUAAAGAUAGUUUUGUAUAUGGGCCUUAUUACAGACAAAGCAUCAGCAUCGAUUUUGUCUUUUAAUGAACUUAUAUUUAUUGGACUUUAAGGCCCAAAUAUGCAAGGCUCAAAGACGCUAGACGCGUUUAACGUUGCUGAUCAGAAGUGGAUUAAGCUACCAACUCCGGGUGAUUCUUGCACAGAAAGAGGAGGAGCGGGUCUCGUAGUGGUUCAAGGGAAGAUAUGGGUGCUUUACGGGUUUAAUUGGGACGAGUGUGAUGAUAUUCAUUGCUUUGAUGUGAACCUGAAGGAGUGGACGAAAGUGGCGACUACUGGAGAGAAGCCUUCACCGAGGAGCGUUUUCGCUGCAGCUGCUGUGGGGAAAUAUGUUAUAGUAGUUGGAGGUGAGAUUGAGAUGGAUCCUCAGGCUCAUGUUGGUCCUGGGAAAUUGUGUGGUAAAGCUUUCUUGUUGAACACGGAAACGUUGGAGUGGAAGAAACUGGAAGAUGGAGGAGAGGAGACGCGACCAGGACCGCGUGGUUGGUGUGCAUCGACGGCUGCGACAAUCAAUGGGAAAAAAGGGAUGCUGAUGUUUGGUGGGAAGGCUCCCACAAACGACCGGUGUGAUGAUCUCUACUUCUACGCAGUGAAUAAUAAUCAGCUUGAUGACCUCAUCAAUGUGUGUGAAGGAAUACUGUGAUCAUAUAAUUAAGAAGAGAUUCGUGUGAGACGACUGAGAGUCAAUAAGACAGUUGAUGUCAAGUAUGAAAUAAAGUGUCUCUCCUUGUGAUUUGAAAGCUGUUGUGUGGUUGAAACCAUCGAAGUCUGUUUUUUAAUUAAUCAAGAGGCUGUACUGUACGUUGUUGUGGUUUGAAAGUUGGUGUGGUUUUGAAAACAUCAAAAAUACUUUAAAGAAAUGAAGAGUCUGUUGUAUCUUGUUUAAUG